This is a messenger RNA of Kickxella alabastrina, 1080 nucleotides long. RefSeq lists its product as uncharacterized. The transcript has a single exon. Bases 1 to 1080 code for a protein of 359 amino acids. NCBI's taxonomy places the organism in Eukaryota, Fungi, Kickxellomycota, Kickxellomycetes, Kickxellales, Kickxellaceae. Gene Ontology annotation, molecular function: DNA binding. The record is from RefSeq and is a predicted model, not a curated record. Gene Ontology annotation, biological process: regulation of DNA-templated transcription.
AUGUGUCAAAACCAGCAAGACGUGGAUACUGACAGCACAGCAGCCAUUAACCACCACCAAGGUUCCACAGCCAGCAUUAGAAUGUCUUUGGCGAUCAAGUAUAUAAACGACCUGCAGCUACUCGCAAAUCUCCCCAGACCUCUCGUACCAAGCAACGCCAACCCCACUAUUUUUGUACCCAAUAUGGAUUCCGACAUAUUAUACAAUUUUCCCGCGUUCCCCGAUACCACCACAGGGCCAUUAAGCUUGCCAAACUCAGCAAUGCAGCCAAUGGGUGAAAUGAUGGCAGCCCAGGCAUACCCACACCACAACACAUUAUCCAAGCCGACAUCUCAGCCAUCCAUGGCCCUGCCUUAUCCGAGCUACCGGACUUCCCCGGUACUGAAUUUCAAUAUAUCUCAGCUUGCGCAACCAAACCCAUUUCCGUAUAUUGACAUGUUUGUUAGGCCGACAGAGCAGAAUUUUGGAUUUAAUGUGCCAAAUCACCCGCAAGGGUUUAUCGGGCAUGGCCAAGAAACUGGGUUAGCCACAGUAUCACUGCCAGCGACUGCGUACAUUUUGCAACCAAUUGCUAUGCAAGAGGUGUCGCCUAUCCUGCAACCGGCGCAUGUGUUUUUGGAAUCACCAAGCAAUCCACCCAUGCAACAGCAGCACUUUGCUUCUCACCAAUUAACCGCACCAAUACCAAAUUCCGAUUUUUACACAAUUACAUUGCAACAGCAGUGCCAGCAACAACAACAGGUUCAAAGCGCCAGCCCUUCGCCCUCUCACUCUCGCGACGAAGGCACGGAUGUCGAGACCAAACGCGUGGCUCGGCGCACUUCGCUCAGCGAAAAGCAGAAAAAGGAGCUGUUUAAGUGGGUUUAUAAAAAUAGGUUUAAUCCAAAGCCCAGGGGCGAAGAGAGAGAGAGGCUUAUGCUGGUGGCGGGGAUGUCGAGAGAGAGGUUUAAGACUUGGUUUGCUAAUGCUAGACGCAGAUACUUUAUUCGCAUCGAGGUUAAUGGUGUUGUUCAGUAUGAGGUCACACAAACGUUUUUAGAUGCUUGUCAGAGAGCUGAUAUUAAGCUCGACCAAGAAUAA